Messenger RNA from Ostrea edulis (European flat oyster), 3234 nucleotides. Its product is annotated as snaclec dabocetin subunit alpha-like. The record is from RefSeq and is a predicted model, not a curated record. The coding region runs from base 1 to 477 and encodes 158 amino acids. The transcript is spliced from 6 exons. NCBI's taxonomy places the organism in Eukaryota, Metazoa, Mollusca, Bivalvia, Ostreida, Ostreidae.
AUGUAUUUAUUUCCAGAGCUUUGGUAUGUCACUGCAGAUUGCCCCGAUGACUGGAGAAGACAUACAGGUUCCUGUGACCUCUUUGUCACUCGUUAUCCAAUGGAAUGGAUUGAUGCACUGACUUUCUGUAAAUUGCAUGGUGGGAAAUUAGCGGAAGUAGAAUCGCGGGUAGAGAAUAACUUUCUAAUGUCACAAGCGAAGCUACUCGGAGCUGCAGGUUUUCAAUGCAUCAUAGCGGAGUGUCCGGAUGACUGGAUAAAACAUUCGGGAUCAUGUUACAUCGUCGUCACUCGAUAUCCCAUGCAGUGGAUCAAUGCUAUGUCUUUCUGCAAGACGUAUGGAGCGACUUUAGCGGAAAUAGAAUCGGCAGCUGAAGACAGGUUCCUACAAGACCAAGCUAAAUCACUAGGAGAUCCCUGCCAUGGUACCUCUAAAACAGUCGUUUACAGAAACAACGUAUUUAAGCAACAAAAAUGAGACUGCAGCCUCUCAGACCGGAUAUGGACCAGACAAAGGACCUCCCGUUGGAGCCUCAGCGGUUCUUGGAGUUACUAUAACACUCAUUGUCGCCUUGGUUGUGAUCAAUGUUCUACUGUACAUGAUCCGGAACAGGAGACAACACACGCCCCAAGAGUCUGCUAGUCUACCAGAACCGGCAAACCAUAUCACCGUGAUGUAAGCCAGUCAUACGACAAACUCGAGAUAAUGUUAUGCCUUGCAAAUUUUUAGCGGAACUGAAUAUAUGUCAAUAUCUUUAUAGUACCGAUGUAUCUGUGCAUUCAGAGGGUUCUGAACGUUUGGAAGGAAAGUUCAAGACUAUUUUGUUUAUAAUUUUGGAUAUAAACUCACAUAGUUUUGUAAAAAUGAUGAAAUAUAAUAUUGUAGAUAACCGAAUAGGCAGUGACAAAUACAGUGAAAUGCAAGAACAGUAGCAUAGUCGCUUACAUAUGAUCCAUUGUACACUAAGUCGCUUUUUACAAAAUUUAGAUGAUGUAGAAUUGUGCAACUUAUACUUGCGCAUAUGCACAAACCAUUUUCCUUUACGAUACCAAAGUGUAACAUUGUACAAAUGUCGUCGAAUGAUGCUACCGGUGAAAUGCCUACAAGGGUAAAAUCAUGGUCCCGGCACAAAAGCAGACAUAUUUUGUUUGAGCAUUAAUACCGCGGCUGUUAGAUCUAUUGAAUGUAACUUCCAUGAUCUAGAUAGAGGGGUAACCACGAGAACAUUCCAAAUAUAACGAGUGAAAUUUAUAAUGUCUUUUUUCUGACGUAACUAAAGGAACUUUUGGUAUUAUUUACCCACGACCCUAACAUGUACAACGCAACAAACCAUGGUUUAACCGCUAAUGUAGAUCAACAAAAAAGAAAAUUCCACUCGGCCACACAAAUUUAUUCUAAAUACAUGCUGUAUUGUUUAUAGGAGUUGGGAAAUUGAUCACUGUUCGUCAGCUUCACCUUUCAUAAAAUAGAUGCCCCACCCCCCAAAAAAAACUGACAAGAAAAAUAUAAGAAUGUAAAAGGUGACUGUAUCCGAAUUUAUAAAACAACAAAUAAGAAAUUUACACCACAGUAAUCCCAAAUAUUAUAGCAAAAUACGUAAUUUGAAAUGUAAAAGAAUACGUACGCUAUAGGCAUUAAUAAUGUUAUUCUUAAAAGAUAUUAAUGGAUGCGAAGACGAGAUAAAUAGUACUGAAAAUUUAACAAAUACACGUACUUACACAUCGGAUGAUUUCUUUGUGUUGAAUAGUAGACGAUGGAAAAAUUAAAACACCCAUUAAGAAACUUAAAAAUAAUAAAACAGUGGGACAUGACUUCGUAAUUAAUGAACCUAGUGUUACGAGAAUUUCCGUAUUAUUUCCAGUGUAUAUAUUCUUUUGAAAAUUUGUUUGAUGACAGCGGUUUUGUAAAAGAGGAGUUGCUAAUAUGCAUUAUUAAACCCGUUUUAAAAGAAACGGUGGCCUGAAUCAGCCAGGAAACUGUAGAUAUCACAUUGCUUGGAUGUCUUGGCAAACUAUUUACAUGUAUUUUGAGUAAGCGCGUAGGGGACUAAUUUUAUUAGUGAUAGACAAACAAUUUUGAGAAGAAACAAUUAUCACUCUAGACCAUAUGAAAGGUGCAAAUAACGAACAGUGAUCAAUCUCAUAUAUCAACUCAGCAAUUUAUAUCAACUUAGCAUGUUUAUCGCAUACUCUAUUCAGUAGGAAGAAAACAGAUUUUGUGUUUUUCUAGUUUUCAAACAAGCGUUUGAUACAGUCUAAAGAAUUUUUUUUCGUAUAAGCAUUUAGAAAAUAGAAUUAAAGGAAGGUAUAAUCCCUUUUUAACGAAAUAUGUACAACGGCAUCAGAUCUACGAUAAGUAUGAACGUCAUGUCACCUCACGGUUUCUUUUUGAAGAUCGCCACGUAGAAAGUUUACCCCUCUUUCUAUUUUCUAUUUAUUUUGAUGCCAUAGAAACGUUCUGGAUAGAAAAACUAUUGUUGGUUUACAUAGCAAUAGUUCUUCUAUCGGAGAUGAGCUCUUUUUAUAUCAUUUUACGCUGAUGAUACUAUUUUGCAGAUACCUAAGGUGACUUUCAAAAAGCAUCAUAUGAGUUUGAUGUGCACUGUUCUAAAUAUGAAUUAAAUCCAAACGCUGAGAAACCGUUAUUGAUUUUUUUUCUGACAACAAUAAUGUUGUGUUAAAAUUGUGAAUGAAUUCAAACAUUUUGGUAUUGCAUUUUCUGGAAGUGGAUGUUUUUGUAAUGCCCAAAAACAUCUAAUGGAUCAAGUGCAUAACACAACGGGCGGUAUCAUUAGAAAAUCAAGAAAAUUCAAUCUACCAUUAAAACACCAGCUUGAUUUGUUUGAUAGAGUAGAUAUGUCAAUAAUAUUCAUUGGUAGUGACUGAUGUUGAUACGAAAAUUCAAAAUUUUACCGAAAGAGCUUAUUUCAAUUCACUGGCUAUAUAUUAUGCAUGAAACGUAGUACACCAGAAUAUAUGGUUUAUGGUAAAUAAGAUCAGUUUCCUCUGUUAUUCUACAAUCAAUGAUGAUGUUUUAUGGACAAACAUAGGGCAAUGUUAAGAAAAGAAAAUUGUGUUUACUGUGUAUUCAUUUAGUCGAUGCAUGUAUAAUAACGAGUGUGAAAUUAUGAUUUAUUUUUAUGAAAUAUUCUAAAUUGGACUGGACAAUGUUCUGUCAUGUUUAAUGUCAAAUUGAUUACUACUGUAAUUAGAUAAAAACUAAUUACCAUUGGAA